GCUGCCGUUCGGUGUUCCACGUCCAAAGAAAAAGUGCCCGGCAAACCCCACAUUCAACCUCGCCCGAUCAUCGUCACGACCUCACAUGACCAGCACGAAGCAUUGUACCUAUUUCCAAGAGCCAUCUAGACAACGUGAAACUCCUACCACGAACCCCUCCCAGAUGAUCCCUACUACAAAUUUGCCUCUGCCCAACUAAUAAACAUGGCGCCCCAAGGCGCAGUAGACAUCCCCUCGUUCGCAGGCACGCAACUCGCGCUCCUGGACGCCGAGCUCCAAUCCGAGCUCUCAGAGACGGCAUCACUGAUCUCGAACACGUCGCCGACAGCCCUGCAGCGGGCGGGGAUCGCCAUCACCAAUCUGUCGCUGAGCUCGCAGCGCACGGGGCUGGGGGGCAAGACGGUCGUGGAGCUGGGCCCGGACCCGGCGACGGCGAGGGCGGAGGGCGAGCUGCCGGAGCAUGGCAUCCGCGUCGGGGAUAUCGUGGUCCUGGCGGAGCAGCCGGCGGGCAGCGCGAAGAAGAGGGAGGUGAGGGAGUUGGAGGCCAAGGGGAGUAGGGGCGUGGUUACUAGGGUGGGGAGGAGUGCGGUGUGGGUUGCGCUGGAUGCGGAGGAUGAUGACAAUGUGAUUGGGAUGAAGAGGUUGUGGCUGGUUAAACUGGCUAACGAUGUUACUUACAAGAGGUGGGUGCUCUUUCGGAAUGUGGUGUUGAAGUAGGUAGGGGACUGAUGUUGGGGUGUAGGAUGAAUCAGACCAUGACCAGGCUGCAGAAGAUGAAGCCAGAUGAAUAUUCAAAUUUCGUCAGGGUCUUGUUUGGGCUCACCAGUCCUUCCCCAGUCCCAGACGAUCUUGAAUCUAC
This is a messenger RNA of Amorphotheca resinae ATCC 22711, 859 nucleotides long. RefSeq lists its product as hypothetical. Bases 205 to 717 code for a protein of 170 amino acids. NCBI's taxonomy places the organism in Eukaryota, Fungi, Ascomycota, Leotiomycetes, Helotiales, Amorphothecaceae. The transcript has a single exon. Gene Ontology annotation, molecular function: RNA binding. The record is from RefSeq and is a predicted model, not a curated record.